Messenger RNA from Cephus cinctus (wheat stem sawfly), 1342 nucleotides. It is a transcript of the gene Scox, whose product is annotated as protein SCO1 homolog, mitochondrial. The record is from RefSeq and is a predicted model, not a curated record. The transcript is spliced from 3 exons. Gene Ontology annotation, molecular function: copper ion binding; copper chaperone activity. Bases 332 to 1171 code for a protein of 279 amino acids. Gene Ontology annotation, biological process: intracellular copper ion homeostasis; mitochondrial respiratory chain complex IV assembly. Lineage: Eukaryota; Metazoa; Arthropoda; Insecta; Hymenoptera; Cephidae. Gene Ontology annotation, cellular component: mitochondrial inner membrane.
UGAUUUUACUUAUCUUCAUGCAAAAGUGGUUAAAGCAGAGAACGACAAUUGACCGAUCGGCAAUUUCCAUACAGACCGCACAGUUCGUGCUUCGUAGUCUGCUUCUGGAAGUAAAAUUCUAAGCACAGUUAACGCAAUACCGGUAUUAAAAAAAUAAAGAAUUAAAUAAAUCAUCAGUGGGAAGAAUUUAGUGUGGCCUUUGUAGUUUAUCACAAUCGUGAUUUACUUUCUCAUAUCUAUUUUCCUCGUUGAAACAUUCGGGGAAUGUAUAUUGUGGAAAUAUAACUUUUUUUUUUGAAGAUAAUAUAAAAUAUUUAUAAAAAUAUAAAGAAUGUCAACUUUAAUGUUACGAACAUUUAUGCCGUUACAGAGAUGCACAAGGCAUAAUUUAAUUAAGCUGUAUAUUAAUCAUAGUAAAAGUAUUUAUACCAGUAGAGUAUUGUGGUUGGAAUCAUCGGAGUCAAAAAUACCAAAAAGACAAGAUAAGAAAUUGAAAUCGCCAAUAUCUUGGAAGAGUUUAUGCGUGACAGCUGUAAUAGGUGGUGGAUUUUUGUUGUUCAUGUAUUAUUUAAGAGAACAGAAGGAUAUAGCUAUAAUGCGUGAAAGGAAACGUCAUUUGGGAAAAGCUCAAAUUGGAGGAACGUUUGAGUUAAUCAAUCCUGAAGGAAAGAUAGUUAAAUCUACAGAUUUUCUUGGACAGUGGCUUAUGAUUUAUUUUGGAUUUACUCACUGUCCGGAUAUCUGUCCAGACGAGCUUGAAAAAAUGACUAAAGUCGUUGAUGGCCUUGAGAAAAAAUACAAGAUCAAAAUUCAGCCAAUAUUUAUAACAGUAGACCCUCAAAGAGAUUCACCAGCUAUUGUUGGGAAGUACAUAAAGGAAUUCUCCGAUAAAUUCAUUGGACUUUCAGGCUCCACUGAGCAAAUUGCUCAAGUAUGCAAAGCAUACAGGGUGUACUUUAGCAGUGGUCCAAAGGAUCAGGACAAUGAUUAUAUUGUUGAUCACACUAUCAUAAUGUACUUAGUAGACCCGGAUGGGCAUUUUGUGGAUUAUUAUGGGCAAAAUAGAAACGCAGAAGACAUAAUAGAUAGUGUAGUAAUAAAUAAGAUCAAAUAUGAUAAACUGGAAAAUAAGUCUUUGUUACCAUCAUUAGGUUUCAAAGAACUAGCUUAGAAAAAGAAAUAUAUAUAUUGAUGCGCAGGUGGAUAUGACUAAAUUUUCAAAAAGUUACGUUAACAAUGUUUAGCUAGCUUUUGUACCUACAUGGUACUGUGACUCUUUUUAGUUUACACUCACAGAGUACUACCACUUAGUAGUCAAGAUAAAUAAAUUUAAUAAAAAAUA